AUGGCUCGACGCGGGCGGGAGCUAAUGAUGCGGCUGCUGAGGCCGGGCGAGGCAGUGGCGGGCAGGAGCGGCGGGACCCCGAGGAGUGGCGUGGAGAAGUAUGUGGCUGCUCUCGAGGACAUGCUGCGGGAGCUGAAGAAGCAGUCGAGCAAGCCUGCCCCAGAAAUGCUGAAUGAAUACUCUCGCAAAGUGGACUUCCUAAAGGGACUCCUAGAAGCUGAAAAAUUGUCCUCAUCAACAGAGAAGGCUCUGGCAAACCAGUUCCUGGCCCCUGGGCGCACCCCCACAACAGCCAGGGAGAGAACCCCAGCGACCAAAACAGUCCAUCUGCAGACCAAGGCUCGCUGCACGGGCCAGAUGAGGAGUGAGCUGCUUGGUACAGGCCCUUUGGCUAUCAAUGAUUCUGAGGAGUUGAACAUAAGGAAGCGGAAAGGCCUCCAAUCAGACGAGAAGCAGUCGGUAGUGGAGCUGGAUGCUGUGCUGCAGCACCACCAGGACAUGCAGGAGAAGCUGGCCGAGGAAAUGCUCAGCUUGGCUCGCAGCCUCAAAAACAACACCCUGGCUGCACAGAACGUGAUCAAACAGGACAACCAGACACUGUCCCAUUCCCUCAGGAUGGCAGACCAGAACUUUGAGAAGCUCAAGGAUGAAUCUGACCGCCUGGAGCAGCACGCGAAGAAAUCGGUCAACUGGCUGCUGUGGAUAAUGUUAAUUGUAGUUUGCUUUAUAUUCAUCAGCAUGAUUCUCUUCAUCAGGAUUUUCCCCAAAUUAAAAUGAUGCUUUUUUAUUUCAUUUAAAGCUGCCAGCAGUGCAGCUGGAAAGCUCAGGUGGUGUGAGAACUGUCAGCAGUCAAUGUCUUUGCCACUUGUCAUGUCCUUAAAGAGGCUGUCCAAGGCCUACCUACCCUUGCAUUCCUUCCUUGUGCAGGCUUGGUUUCAUGGGGAAGGUUUUCCACACUUGGAUACUUGGCUACUUCUUAUCUGGUGACUAUUGUUGCUGAUGAGAGUUUACACGGAGCUGCUGACAAGGUCUUUAAUGGACACAUACAGUCAUUUUUAAUGUGGUCGUGGUAAAUGUUACGACUCCUAAAAGGCCAUUUAGUCAAUAUGAAUAUAAAUAACAGGUGAAGUCUUACACUCUUUCUGCACAGCUUUUCUGUACUGACCUAGGACUUGCUGCCAACAGGAUAUUUAAUUUCAGCUCUGUACAUACAGAACUGUAGGGGCAGGAAGAGAAUUCUGCCACUGAGGUGCUUGGCUGGCUCAGAUUCAGAGUUAUCAACAGGUAACCUCAGGCUCACCUUUUUCCCAGAUGGAUAUUUGGGACUUAGGACUUCACAAUCUUCUCCAGUUUAGACUUAUAGGUCUGGAGUUGCUGGCUGUUGCAAUGUUUGCUUCCCUUUUGUAUGUGCAAAUGUUCUCACUUCUCAUUGUUAUGUUGAUGCCGUUGCAGGAAGAAAACACCUUGACCUUGCACCACAGAACUGUAAACACAGAACCCCAGGUGGCACAGACCUCACCUGUGCAAACAUGUUUUCACUUUAAGAUGAGGGUGUAAGGAAGGUGGUGUCUUCAAGAUGGAAGUAAUAAUUAAAAAAAUACUCAGCCUUUCCUUUUUGAGACAAAUCAUUCUGGUCAAGAGUGUUCCUGUCAAAUGUCUUCUUAAGGGUUCACUACAGUAAAACAGAUAAACUAGAAUUAAUAUUUUUAAAACACUGGUAUUGCUAGAAAAACUUAGAGCUUGCAGUACAGGAAGGUUUAUGUGACAGUGUAAGAGUCUUUGUAGGCGCUUGUGGUAAGCGGAAAGCAAACCCUUCUGCAGCUGUGCCGGUGUUCACGGAGUCCCCCUCUGGGAAGGGUCAGUGUUCAGGAGUGAGGUGUGUUCCACGGAGGAGGGGAGGGCACCAGGUGACCCCGGGUGUGCUUUGGCCAUUUCUGUUGCUGUUAGGAACCACCAGAUGGGGUGUUCCAGGCCUGGCUGGUGAUCCCAGCAGCCCCAGGCCAGGAAAAGGUAGGAAAAGAGCUGUUUGUUGGUUCUUAUGAAAAUCUGGCUUUGCUUUGAACGCAUCCCAAAGCACCAGGCUGUGUGUUGGAGCUGUGCUCUGUCCUGUCGAAACCCAGCUGUGGUAAUGAGGAAAGUUAACACUUUUUACAUAAAAGUAUUUCAGUUCAUUUAACAGGAUGUUUGGUAUUUACUGCACCAUUCACUUACAGAAUCAAAUUAAUAAAUAUAAUAUGAAGUACAGCUUUUUAUGUCCAGCUACUCAGAAAUCUGUGUGAUACGCUCCCCUUCAAGCAAAUUCAUUACUUACCUCGAACUUUAUUAUAGAGAUUUAUAGUUGUAACAACCAAUUUAUGGACAUUCCUACUUUUCCCAGUUGUUUUCUUCCACUGUAACGUUUGACAUUUCACUGUGCUUCGUUAGUCAAUGCUGUGUCAUCAAAUUAUUUUUCAGUUCUAAUUGUUUACUACUUUUCCCUGCAGGCAUUUCAGUGCCGAGCUCUUCUCUUAGAGGCUGAAUGUGGUGCUGGAAUGUUUUUUGUGUGUGAGAUUUUUUGGGAUGCAACAUUAAUGCUUCACAGUCUAUAACAUUUUCCUCUUUAUCACUUGAAAUAAAUUAUUUUUUUCUAGCUUGCAAAAGAUUUGGUGCAUCAUUGCAGACAAGUUUAAAGCUGAAUUGUCAUCAGCCAUGUGUUGCCUGUAAUUUUUGGCACUUAGAAAUUAGGAGCUCAGUUGGAAAGACCUGAAAGGGAACUAUCAGCAACAGCUUGUCCCCAAGAAAACAUCCACCCCUCCAAGUCAUAGGAGCUGCUUUACAAAGAAGCCUGCACAGAGUGAGUUCAGAAACUAUUUAACUUUUGACCGUUAAUGCUUCAUGGGUGUUUGUUAUUUUGAAGGAUGAACUGCCAGGAUUGAACCCUGUAACUAAUAACACCUUUUGUUAUCUCCGUGGCUGUUAAGCACUGAGCCUCUGCUUCCUGGGGGUUCUCUGCCCGGAUGGAAGAAUGUUCCCUUCUGCCCCAAUCCCAACGGAUCCCUUGUCUCAGCAGCCGGUGAUCCCUGCACACGGGGUCGUUGUCUUGGCUUCUCUCGAGUUCAUUUAGCAAUUACAGUAAUUCAACACCACUUUGAAGAUGGGUGCCGGUAGUAUUUAGA
This is a messenger RNA of Manacus vitellinus (golden-collared manakin), 3155 nucleotides long. It is a transcript of the gene USE1, whose product is annotated as unconventional SNARE in the ER 1. Gene Ontology annotation, cellular component: SNARE complex; endoplasmic reticulum. Bases 1 to 777 code for a protein of 258 amino acids. Gene Ontology annotation, biological process: retrograde vesicle-mediated transport, Golgi to endoplasmic reticulum. The record is from RefSeq and is a predicted model, not a curated record. Gene Ontology annotation, molecular function: SNAP receptor activity. Lineage: Eukaryota; Metazoa; Chordata; Aves; Passeriformes; Pipridae. The transcript is spliced from 8 exons.